Molecule: messenger RNA, 1014 nt
Organism: Rhodotorula graminis WP1
Lineage: Eukaryota; Fungi; Basidiomycota; Microbotryomycetes; Sporidiobolales; Sporidiobolaceae
Exons: 7
Coding region: 1-1014 (337 amino acids)
Biological process (GO): sucrose biosynthetic process; fructose 1,6-bisphosphate metabolic process; fructose metabolic process
Cellular component (GO): cytosol; cytoplasm
Molecular function (GO): fructose 1,6-bisphosphate 1-phosphatase activity
Source: RefSeq, a predicted model, not a curated record
AUGUCCAACACCGGCUUCGACCAGGCCCCGCCCAAGACCGAGAUCAUCACCCUCACGUCGCACGUCCUCUCGCAGCAGCAGCGUCACCCGAUCGCGACCGGCGACUUGACCCUCCUCCUCACCGCCAUCCAGACGACCUGCAAGUUCAUCUCGACUAAUGUCCGCCGCGCCGGCCUCCUCAACCUGAUCGGCCAGGCCGGCUCGAGCAACAUCCAGGGCGAGGACCAGAAGAAGCUCGACAUCCUGUCGAACGACAUCAUGAUCAACAGCCUGCGCGCGUCGGGCAAGUGCGCCGUCCUCGUCUCGGAGGAGAACGAGGAGCCCAUCUUUAUCGACACGGCCCACCGCGGCCGGUACUGCGUCGUCUUUGACCCGCUCGACGGCUCGUCCAACAUUGACGCCGGCGUCAACAUUGGCACCAUCUUUGGCGUCUACAAAUGCCGCGACGACUCGGAGGGCACGCUCGAGGACGUCCUGCGCCCCGGCUCUGAGCUCCAGGUCGCCGGCUACUGCAUGUACGGCUCGUCGGCCAACCUCGUCAUCUCGACCGGCCAGGGCGUCAACGGCUACACCCUCGACAACGGCAUCGGCGAGUUCAUCCUCACGCACCCCAACAUCCGGAUCCCGUCGCGCGGCAAGAUCUACUCGUUCAACGAGGGCAACUCGCUCUUCUUCCACGAGCCCGUCACGCAGUACCUCGAGUCGAUCAAGUUCCCCUCGAACGGCAAGCCCUACUCGGCGCGCUACAUCGGCUCGAUGGUCGCCGACGUCCACCGCACGCUUCUCUACGGCGGCAUCUUUGGCUACCCCUCGGACAAGAAGUCCAAGAACGGCAAGCUCCGCCUCCUGUACGAGGGCUACCCGAUGGCGUUCCUCGUCGAGCAGGCCGGCGGCCUCGCGACGACGGGCACCGAGCGCAUCCUCGACAUCAAGCCGACCGACAUCCACCAGCGGUGCCCCGUCUUCCUCGGGUCCAAGGACGACGUCGAGGACGUCAUGCGCUUCCACCAGUAG